Cyprinodon variegatus (sheepshead minnow) is the source of this 3423-nucleotide messenger RNA. It is a transcript of the gene ttll11, whose product is annotated as tubulin tyrosine ligase like11. NCBI's taxonomy places the organism in Eukaryota, Metazoa, Chordata, Actinopteri, Cyprinodontiformes, Cyprinodontidae. The record is from RefSeq and is a predicted model, not a curated record. Gene Ontology annotation, molecular function: tubulin binding; tubulin-glutamic acid ligase activity. Bases 437 to 2626 code for a protein of 729 amino acids. Gene Ontology annotation, cellular component: cilium. The transcript is spliced from 10 exons. Gene Ontology annotation, biological process: protein polyglutamylation; microtubule cytoskeleton organization.
ACAGGAUGGCAGGCAGGCGGUUCCGCUAUCUGCUGCCUGACAACACCGGGACGCUGCUGGGGCCAAGUGCUAGAUUUUCUGCAUUGCUUUGACACUUAUCUAUCUUUCUAGGAGCCCACAAUGUUGCCGGACAAUGAAGUUUGCCUGGAGUUUAAAGAAUAGCUUCGGGACAUGAAGUUUAACAGGCUAACGGUAGAUUCCUCCAGCAGCUAGCAGCUUCUUUUAUAUGAUCAUAAUUAGCUCACCAGAGACAGGAGGCUUCACUCUUUUAGUUUUUCCCGUAAAUAAAGGACACGGUGAGAGUUACCAGUGUUGUUUUUUUGUUCUUGUUUGGUCAAGAUAGCAAUGCGGACGACAUUGUUUGUGGUCAGCUCCCUGGCUUCGGAUUACUGCACUCCAUGGAGCUUCUGCGGCGUCACUCAUCGCGUUCCCCACAAUGACUGACCGUGAUGGAAAUGUCAAGGUUCAGCUGGGCCAGAUGAAAUCACUAGGCGAGGAUGCAGGGAAGGAGGAAACGGAUCCAGAGGAGGAGAUGCCCGCUUCUUCUCCCUCUGCUUCACCAGACCCAUCCAGCUGCAUCACCUCCACAGGGACGGAUGCGUCUGUUUGCAAACAGAGGGGGGAAAAAAGCAGCAAGGAUUCCAGUGGAAAGCCUUUGCAGGGGGUUGCAGUUCCUGCGUAUGCUGUAAAGAACUUUAACAGCCCUGUUUGCGAGCAAACACUGCAUAUCAAGGGGACAGGGAAGAUCCUGCAGGGGAAGUCUCAGAGUAACGGGAACUAUUUAGGCCUCCAUGAAUCCAGGAACACACAGGAAACACGCUGCGAGGAUGGAUGCAAGCUUCCCAGGAAGAGAAGACCUGUGACGGUGGAUACAUCUAAAGCCAAAACCUCCCUGGAAGCCCUGAAGAUUAGCAUCAAGGAGCUGAAGUGGAAAGAGUUUCCUUUGGGGAGACGUGCAGCCUGCGAUAUCUACUGGCACGGUGUUUCCUUCCAUGACAACGAAAACAUUGUGUCAGGACAAGUCAACAAGUUUCCAGGAAUGGUAGAAAUGCUGAGGAAGAUCAACUUGAGUAGAGCGGUGCGUACUAUGCAAGAUCUCUUCCCAGAGGAAUACGACUUCUAUCCGCGUUCCUGGAUCCUGCCCGAGGAAUACCAGCAGUUUUCUGCCCAGAUCCGCAUGGCGAAGGAGAGUGAUACCUCAGUAAGCCCAACUUUUAUUGUUAAGCCAGACGGGGGCUCUCAGGGGGACGGCAUCUACCUCAUCAGAGACCCCAGCGAUCUAAAGCUCAUGGUGGGUUCGCAGCCCAAACAGGCCGUAGUUCAGGAAUACAUCAAUAAACCACUGCUCAUCGACAAGCUGAAAUUCGACAUCCGCCUAUAUGUGCUGAUAAAAUCCCUGGAGCCUCUUGAGAUCUACAUCGCCAAAGAAGGCCUGACACGUUUCUGCACUGAACCUUACCAGGAGCCAUGUCAGAAAAACUUGACCCAUGUCUUCAUGCACCUGACCAACUACUCACUCAAUGUCCACAGCGGUAACUUUGUGCACUCCGACAGCCAGAGCACAGGCAGCAAGCGUACGCUUUCCAGCGUGCUCUACAGGCUGGCAGUUAAAGGCGUGGAUAUCAAGCGGGUCUGGUCAGACAUCAUCGCUCUCGUUAUCAAGUCCGUCAUCGCUGUGGUGCCUGAGCUUAAAGUCUACUACCAGGCUGAUAUUCCACCUGGGAAACCAGGACCCACAUGUUUCCAGAUACUAGGUUUUGACAUCCUUCUGAUGAAGAACCUGAAGCCGGUAUUAUUAGAGGUCAACUCCAACCCCAGCAUGCGAAUAGAACACGAGCAGGAAGUGGCGCCGGGAGUUUUCCAGUACGUUCCCAGUCCGGUGGACGAACAGGUGAAAGUGGGGGUGAUCAGGGACACGCUGCGCCUCAUGGAUCCCUGUAACAAGAAAUCAACGGCGUCUUCCCAACCAAAGGCAAGUGGGUCUUCUCAAGGGGAAGAGAUCCAAGUGGACGGGGAACAACAAGGGAGGUGUCCAGAUAAUUCUGGGAAUCUGCCUCCUCUCUGCUUGAAGCAAGUCUAUCCCAAAUACACCAAACAGUUCAACCACCUGCGGUUGGUGGAGCGCAUUGCUGCUCUCUUCAUACGCUUCCUCGGGGUAAAGGGCAACAUGCGCCUUGGUCCCACUGCCUUCCGAACAUUCAUCAGGACUUGUAAACUAAGCAACAGCAACUUUACCAUGGCCUCAGUGGACAUCCUGUAUAUAGAUAUAACCCGUCGAUGGUCAUGUGCCCUGCCUGAUUCCCGAGAAGCAGGGAUGGGACUGCAAGCAUUCCUGGAAGCCUUUUUCUACCUGGCAGCCCGAAGAUUCAAAUCCCUAAUGCUGAGGGAGCAGGUAGUGUCCCUGCUGGAGCUGUGCGAGGCUCACCUCGGGCCCCAGUCUGGCUCAGAAGACAGGCGCUCGUUGAGCUGCAGCAGGGUGAUGCCGCGAGUCAUCAAAACUCAGACGCUGUGUCUCUCCAACCCCCAGCUCAACUCUCCAGCCGCUCAGCGAAGAGCCAUGAGCCAGGACUGCCGACCGCAUCAAAGACUGAAGCCUCGCACGCUCAGGGCGAACGUGGAGAACUGAUGAGCGGGGAACUAGCUGUCCAAACCCUGCUGCAUUGCCUUGAACUCUCUCCACAGGAAGCAGGGGAGAUUAAGGGUCCAUUUCUCCUCUGCAGCUCCUGAGAAGGGCUAGCUUGACCCCUGCUGGCUGACUUGUCGUAGAACUGCUCUCUACCCGAUUGCUUUUUUUCUUUUUUUCCCCUCUAAGGAGGAAGAUGGCCUCAGGGGGGACUGAAAUGGUAAUGGAGGCUGGUGGAUUCCUUCCUCUCCUCCUGGUGGGAUCAUUCGUUAACAGUGGUCCUGUCGGGAGGAGGAUAUGGCUGCUUUUUAUGCACUGAUUGAUUCUAGAGGGCAGCUACUUGCUUCCCUUCUUUUAUCUGGCUAAAUCUCUGAAACCUUUUAUUCAGGGAUUAUCUUUGUCAGUUAAUUCACACUAAUCACAAAUAAACAAGUCGGUGUAAGGGAGCAUCCUAAGUGUAUUAUACACCUGCAUCUCAACUAUUCACAAUAUCUUCAAACAGGACAUUUAUUUGUAUAUUUAGAUCUAUUGCACAUAACUUCCAGGAUGUCUGCUAACUAUGACGCUAAUAGAUUGUAGUUAAUAAAAUCCCAAACCUAAGAUUAUCGGAAAAUGUCUUUUUCCUGUUGCAUAAAUUAAUCAGUGCUGCAAUCCACAAAUUUUUAUUCUAAAACAGCCUUACUUCACUUACUUCAUCCAGCUAAUAAUGUUGUUUGCAUCUGUUUUACUAUUUUCCUCUUGCUAAAUGUUGAUAUUUCAACAGCCUUUAUUGUUCCUUUGUGGGAAAAUGGAGCAAAAAA